CAAGGGACCGAACGUGUAGAAACAAGAUGGUGGGUGUCUUGUGAACAUGAUUACGUACUGCACUAUAAAUAAUCUUAAAAACCUUAAAUAAAACGGCAAAACUAGGCAAAAACAUUCAUCUGCAAAUGGCCGAAAUAAUAUAUACGCUUUCGAGGCAUAAUAGAGACGUGAAUGGUUGCUGUUUUUCGGCAAACAGCCGCGUUUUAGCUUCGUGUUCAGGGGACAAAACGUCUCGACUUUGGGAUAUCGAAAGUGGAGAAGAACUGCCACAGUCUCCUCUUGAGCGGCACGACUACCAAGUAAACUCGUGUUGUUUUUCCCCAUUCGGGACUAUUUUAGCUACUGCAUCUAGUGAUUGUAAAGUUAUCUUAUGGGAUGUUAAUACUGGGGAAUGCUUAGCUGUACUGGAGGGCCAUCGAGGAGGAGUCCGAACUUGUUCCUUCUCUCCGAACUCGCAAUUUUUGAUUUCUGGAUCUGCCGAUGAAACGUUUUGUAUCUGGGACGUGUCGACUAGGAAGCUGGUACGAUGUGUGGAUAAGAUAGAAAGUACUGUUAAUGCAUGUGUUUUUACACCAGAUGGACUUCAAGUCGUAAUAGGGACGAGUAACGGCAAUUUGUCAAUAUUUGAUGUACACAAAGGCAACCUUCUGAAGUAUUUGGGAGACGCACACGACCUUGGCGUUACAGCCUGUAGUUUUUCUCCUACCUUUGGAUCUGCAGACCAUGAUUAUACUGAAUCCCAAUCAGGAAUCUGUAUCUCAGCUUCAGAUCUUAUUCCCACCUCAGACUCUGGCUCUCAGCCUAUAAUUCCAACUGUAACAGACACUAGUGGCUGUGCUCCUCAGUUUCUGCUGGCGACAGCUGGGAAUGAUAACCUCGUGAGACUUUGGAAUAUAUUCACUUCAUCAGCUUAUUCUGAAGAUUGCCACAUUGAUGCUCGGUGUGUAUUGGAUGGACAUCAGGGACCAGUUUUGGACUGCAAAUUCUCUGCCAAUGGAAGAAUUCUUGCAUCUGCGUCAAAUGACAAGACAGUAAUUUUAUGGGAUCCUCUUAGGGCAGUAACAUUGCAUACUAUCACUGGACACACAAGGUAUGUGACAUGUUGUGCCUUCUCACCUGAUAGUAGAUGGUUAGCAACAGGGUCGGGGGACAGAACUAUGAGAGUGUGGCAAAUAACCCUUACAGAACGAGGCGACCUUGAUACUAAUGCCAUCAUAUUGGAGAGAAAGGAUGAUUCCCAAACCAUGCCUUUGGAAAAACCCAAAAAGAAGCUGCUUGCUUUAUGGACAGUUGAUGAAGUGUGUAGUUGGCUGGAGACCAUUGGGUUAGAGCAGUAUGGUGAAUGCUUCAGGGAAAAUGCCAUCGAUGGAGCAGAAUUAUCAAACAUGACUUCUGAAAUGCUUUUAAAUGACAUCAAAAUUGGUCCUGUUGGACAUCGUAAUAAAAUUCUCCGAAGCAUCAACGACAUUAAGAAAGAAGAAAUAGAUGACAAUAUUCCUGAUGAGUAUCUCUGUCCAAUAUCCAGAGAAGUGAUGACAGAUCCUGUUAUAGCAGCAGAUGGUUACUCCUACGAUCGUAACGCCAUCGAGUUAUGGUUACGGUCAGGACGACUUACCAGCCCCAUGACCAACGCCCCUCUCAGGAACGCCACCCUUACUCCUAACAGGAUGCUCAAAAACAUCAUUAAUCGACAUUUUGGUCAAGCCAACCAACCCCUGGCCUAAUGUAUUCCCUGGCUGCGAUAUAUUUGGUAAUUUUAAUUCCAGGAAUUUGUCCCCCUUGCAAUCUCUUCCUGGUCUUACUGUUUAGUGGUCAACCAGUCUAUGCAACGCAUUGUUGAAUCUUGGAGCGAAAACCAGCUCAAACAACUCCCUUUUGAUAUACUUUUAAUCAUCUGCUAGUAUGAAGUGCGCGUUAACAUUAGUCUGUGUGUCGGGGGGUCCAGUUCGAACGUAACCUGAGUACAUCAGGCUCUCCUUCCCAUCCCCACUCACCCUCCCCCGGGGCCUGAUACUCAGGCUAGUUCGGACGAUCGUGCUUAUGACUCUCGUACUUCAGAAAGCCAGGCGCUGUCAUUGUAAUAGAUUAGAGGAAAGAGAAACGAACACAUAAUCUAUUAUAGUAAAGAGUUGGCAUGGGCGAAACCAAGAAAGGAAAAUUGAAAUGCUUUCGUCUGGAGUAACUUGAAAGUUGUAAAUAGAUAACAUUUAGUGUGAAUAUUAUUUUUUCUUAUUUACUCUAAUGUGUGUGAUCUUAAAAUAUAAUACAUCAAAACGAUGAAAAGGACUUGCUUCCGUUUUCUUGUGAAGCAAUUUCUUGACUGCAACAUCAUGAAAUAGAAAACGCGCAUGCGUGCUGUGUACUCUUAUGAAGCACACGCCAUUAACCAAUCAGAAAACAAGAUUUAUAUAACAGUACUUUUAUAAUUUGGAAGUUGAAAGUGCGCAUGAGAGCUAUUAGGUAUAUUCUUCUUCGCAGCCGUUAUUAAUAUUGCCCGGGACCGAAUCAUAUAUAUACAUAUAUAUAUGCACCUACUGGCAAGAACGUUGUCAUGCGAUAUUAGAACAGUAGUAAUUUAGUGAGAAAGAAAUAUAUUAAAAGACAAAAGAMAAAGUUCAGCUUCAGUGAUCUUCUUUUGUUUUUUAAUAUAAUUCCUAUCCCACUAAAUCAAUAAUGUUCUAUUUUCGUAUGACAACGUUCUUGCAAGUUGGUGUAAACUUCAGUUACAAUCUUCCAUUUUAUAUAUAACAUACAAGAACAAAAAAACAGAAAUAGAUAAAGAAUUGGAUCGGCUGAGAACGAAACUAAUGACGGCUGCGAAGGACACUAGCGAGGUAUGUGCUUUCAUAAAGCACGCACUCAACCAAUCAGAAAACGAGAUUUAUUACAGUUAUUGUAUAACAGUCUAUAAACGGUGUGCCAUGAGUUGUUCUGAAGUCACUAAAUCCGUGAAAUAAAUAUUAGACUAAAACACUUUAGUA
Molecule: messenger RNA, 2981 nt
Organism: Actinia tenebrosa (Australian red waratah sea anemone)
Lineage: Eukaryota; Metazoa; Cnidaria; Anthozoa; Actiniaria; Actiniidae
Product: WD repeat, SAM and U-box domain-containing protein 1
Biological process (GO): protein ubiquitination
Molecular function (GO): ubiquitin-protein transferase activity; protein binding
Source: RefSeq, a predicted model, not a curated record